GUUUCCCUCGCUCUGGAACGGCGAUUCUCCCGCGUGAAAGGAGUGCCGUCGUGUUUCAGUCUCCAGACGUAUGCUGGAGAGAUGGGGGAAGACGCGGGGGACACGGGAGGCCACGAGUUGGCUUCCCUCAAGCACUCCAUCGACGAUCUGUACCUCCACACCAUGUCCAUCAUCAUCUUCUUCAUGCAAGCGGGUUUCGCAUUCAUGGAAGCCGGCGCCGUCAGAUCCAAGAACACGGUGAACAUCCUCAUCAAGAAUCUCCUCGACAUGUGUAAGUCUGCUUUCCUUUCUUCAUGCAAGGAGGUCUCUUCGUCUCUGGGCGGAAUCGCGUACUGGCUGAUCGGAUUUCCUCUGGCCUUCGGUAGCGACGGGAACUUUUUCCUCAGCUACAACUUCUGGGCCAACAACAACUUACCCGUAAAGGAGUACGGUCACUGGUUCUUCGACUUCGUCCAUGCCGCCACCGCCUCCACCCUCGUCUGUGGCUCCAUGGCAGAGAGAUGCAAUUUCUAUGCUUAUCUCGUCUAUACUUUCGUCAUCACAGGGUUCAUCUACCCAGUGGCUUCCCAUUGGACGUGGCACCCGGAGGGAUGGUUAAAGAGGACGGCAUUCAAGGAUUACGCCGGGGGAGGCGUGGUGCACAUGCUGGGUGGCAUGUGCGCCCUUGUCGGUACUGUCCUCAUGGGUCCUCGCAUCGGACGGUUCCAUAAGAAGACCGGCGAACCACAUGACAUUCGAGGCCAUUCCGUCCCCUUGGCGGCCCUGGGCGGAUUCAUCCUGUUGUUCGGCUUGCUGGCAUUCAACGCCGGGUUCCGGGGUCACAUCAGUCAGUCGGGUGACGGUGAAGUCAUCAGCCGGGCCAUAGUGAAUGCCCUCCUAGGCGCAUGCGGAGGCGGAGUCGGGGCUCUGGUCAUCCACCACGCUGGGACCUUCGGGCCUACCAACGCCUGGAGCUUCCUCAUGACGCUCAACGGUGCCCUCGCUGGACUUGUGGGCGUGUGCGCGGGGAGCGACGUCUUCCCUUCAUGGGCGGCCCUCGUCGUCGGCGUGGGGGCCGGAUUCACCUUCCUCUGCCUUCACUUCCUCCUCCUCAGGCUCAAAGUUUAUUUGUCCGGGAAUGCGAACGUGGGUGCAGUCGAUGACCCUCUGGACGCGUUCCCUGUUCACUUUGGGGGCGGACUCUUCGGGAUCGUCGCCGUCGCCUUCUUCAUGGAAGGCGGCAUCGUCUUCAAUCCCUCCAGGAACUCUGCCGCGGUGUUGGAAUGGAACCUGGUAGGAGCAUUGGCCAUCUCCGGCUGGUCAGCCUCUCUCUGCCUCGCCCUCUUCGGAAUCCUCAAGAAACUCGGGAUCCUCCGCGUCUCGAGGGAAAUGGAAAUCCAAGGGAUGGACCUGAUGAAGCACGCCGAGCCGGCUUAUCCGAGCACCGCUUGGGAGGAUUGCGAUCCUGGACCAUACGGCCCAUCCAACAUGGCGGGCAAUCUCUUGUCCAUCAUGGCCAGCACCGGAUCGGCAGUGGAACUUACGACCCGAAUGCAGGGUCCCUUCUCCUCGCGGUCCCGCUCAGGCUCGGUGUGCGUGGUCAACGACCGCAGCUCGAGCAGCCCGGCCUUGCUCUCCCCAGACGACCUGCCCUACCCCGGCGACCUGCCCUCCUCCGGAGACCGCCCCUCGAAGUCGCCGGAUGCCUCCGGGAUCGUGAAGGUGCGCCGUUCCAUCUCGUCCAUCACGCUGACGAUCGAGAAGGACGCGACCUGCAAUCACAUGUGACACUUUUCCCGUCGCAUGUGACGCUUUUACCGUCGCAUCUGGAACUCUUCGUUGCGACUUUUCAUUUUCUUCUCUCCGCUUCAGAGGACUGUUUCAUUCUUUCCUUCCCCUCCGAGACAAAGGAACGGUGACACCGACCGAGGUAAACAUCCUCGUGCCAGUCGAAACAUCCUCGUGCCAGUCCAAACACUCUCGUGCACGGUCGAAACACCGGACCCCCUCGGAAACGGCGAGAAAUCGUGCGGACCCCCCUCGACGACCCAUCGCAUCGA
Molecule: messenger RNA, 2039 nt
Organism: Darwinula stevensoni
Lineage: Eukaryota; Metazoa; Arthropoda; Ostracoda; Podocopida; Darwinulidae
Source: the annotation of a GenBank genome assembly